Molecule: messenger RNA, 3352 nt
Organism: Triplophysa dalaica
Lineage: Eukaryota; Metazoa; Chordata; Actinopteri; Cypriniformes; Nemacheilidae
Gene: ppp1r13l
Product: protein phosphatase 1, regulatory subunit 13 like
Exons: 13
Coding region: 207-2498 (763 amino acids)
Biological process (GO): positive regulation of cell differentiation; regulation of transcription by RNA polymerase II
Molecular function (GO): transcription factor binding
Source: RefSeq, a predicted model, not a curated record
AGUGGGCUGGACUGUGAACGAUAUAUCAAAACUUUACAGGCGAGAGUUAAACACCAUUGAAACGUUUUACACGAAGCCAUGUAACACAUCUUUGCUGCCGGGACUACAUUAUAGCAGAUACGAUACGAAAACUUCAAAACUAUUACAACUAUUCAAGGCCGUGUUGAGUUAAUUGGAGGUCACAAGAACAGGAAUACACAAACACCAUGAACUCCCAAAGUAGCUAUGCCAGUAGCUUUAUCUUUCAGUCCAUCAACGAUGAUCUAAAUGCGUCUUUGGCCACGGCAGAUGAGCUGUCUCGAGAGUUCAGCUCUCUUAUGCAGGAAGCGACUCCUACCGUAGAAACCACUACUGCACAGAGUUCCACCCCCAAAACCCCAAAAAGCAGCAAUGGCAGUAGUAGUUUCUAUAGUGCAAACAAGAAUGGAAAUGAGAGCAACAUGUCCUUUCCCCAGACCUCUACAAGCAGCCUGACCACCGAAUCCAACCAACGCUCCAUUGACUCCACCAUGAGCAGAACAGAAUCUAACCUGGACAAACCAUCCAGCAUGAUAUUAAAGACAGCAUCUUCCAAUCCUUUAACCCAGCAGAUGUCCCCUUUUAUGUCCCGCAAAGACAAAUCAGACACACGGUUUAACUACAACCAAAUGACACCCCCUAACAUGUCUCCCAAAACCAUGAGAUCUCUAGGCAUGACAUCAAUGAGUUAUGGGGAGCCAACUGCCUUAUCCAGUCCCAGCUAUGACAGCAAAUCAGCUCGUAGUAUGAUGCAGCCUUCAGCUAGUACAUUUGCCUUGCCUCCGAGUGCCAGGCCAGCUCAACCUUUCGGUCAACAAGGUGUCAGUACGCUACCACGCAACUUUCAUUCAUUCAGAACCUUGGACGAUGGAUUGCAGAAGCAGAAGAACCCCUCUAAGUGGAACGAGACAGACCUGGAUGUGUCAUAUGAGAGAAAGUCUCACCACGCCUACGACAAGAAUGAAUGGAUCAGACCAUCUGUACCAAACAGUAACUGGAAAGAAUCAAACCUGGACGCUCCUCCUUCCACUAAGAAGCCUCAACCCUGUUACAGCUCACUUCCACGGAACACCCGUAUCGCUGUGCCUCCUGAUCAUCCCUCAACCCCCAGUUCACUAUAUGGCCCACAACCAAUCAUCUCCCGCAUCUCCAUUCCUCCUACAAACACUGGAGUCCGCAAGCAUAGGCCCAUUCCCCUCUCUGUCAUCAUGAGGCUUCAAAACCCCGCCUAUGCUUUAGAUGACACCAGAUACACCCCUGAUCCAGUGGGAGAACAAAAUCCAGGAAUUUACCGGCAAGCUCUUCCCUUGCCCAAAGAGUACUUCCGGCCUGUUCAAACACCUCAGCCUCAGCAACCUCAGAGACAAUUUACAUACUAUAGAGAAGUACUCCAAUCUGCAGAUGUUGAUGCUGAGCUUGAGAUGCAGGAGAAACAGGAGACUGCUAGAACAGAUGAGAGUAUGGUGGAGGAACCUAAGAUGCCCCCUCGACCUCUCAGCCCCACACGGCUGCAGCCUGUGGUGGCCCCUGAAGCAGAAAUGGUCACUGAUGUAGAAGAACUGAUACGGAUCCGCUCAGAGUUCCCCAGGGCCCUGAAGAGACGGGGCUCCGUUGAAGUUUCUCAACCCUCGAAAGAAUUGCCCAUUUCCCAGCCCAACCAAUACAAGCAGAUGAUCAAUAAACUGUUUCACAAAAGGAUCCGCAUCAAAGAGGAACCUAUUGCAGAGAGCGGCGGCUCUUCGGAUGAAGAAGAGAGUCCAAAAGCUGCUUCAGUACCUGUCACUAUGAUACAGGUCUCAUGUGAUCAGAAACAUCUUCGGUCUAUCUUACGGAAGAGUAAGAAAUCCUCUAAACCUGGCCUCCGCAAAGCUCACCUGAGCCCACUGGUACUGAUGCUGGAUGGGGCUUUAGUAGGAGAACUAGAAACUGUACAGAAGGCUGCGCAGGCGAUAAGUGAUCCAAGUCUGGCUAAUGAUGAAGGAAUCACGGCCCUUCACAAUGCUAUCUGUGGUGGACACUUCCCAGUGGUUGAGUUCCUGGUACGCAUCGGAGCUAACGUCAGCGCUCCAGAUAGUCAUGGCUGGACACCCCUUCACUGUGCUGCAUCCUGUAAUGAUCUGAGAAUGUGCGAAUUUCUGGUGAGGAACGGAGCAGCGGUCUUGGCGGUAACAGACAGCGAUGGAGCCACGGCAGCACAGAAAUGUGACCCGUAUGCUGUGAACUUCGAAAAUUGCGAGAGCUUUUUAAGAGGUGUGGAGGAAGUGAUGGGUGUGGAGAACAGCGGGGUGGUGUACGCUUUAUGGGUAUAUUCUGCCCAGGCUCCAGACGAGCUGAGCUUUAAAGAAGGAGACAUGGUGACCAUACUGCAGAAGACUGAAGGGGUGGACUGGUGGUGGGCUUCACUGUGUGGCAGAGAGGGCUUCGUACCAAUCAACUACUUUGGUCUUUUUCCAAAAGUGCGGCCUAGAACACUAUGCUGAAGCACAGAAGCCGUCUGCAGACUUCAGUCAUAAGGUGCCUGAAUCGUGCCUGGCCAAACUGACGUGUUUUUGAAAGUGACAUGAGGUGCACGGUUUAAGACUUUUUAAGUCUUUUUUUCACCCCCUAAAUCGUAUAUUGAGAACAGCUAGCUUUCUUAACAUUCACACUGCAACAGAUCUUUUUUCACCUCCAAGAAAUCACAGCAUCGUCUGUGAUUGGAAGUCAUUCACUGGGAACUAAUAUAAUCCCAAGUAAAAUCUUCUAAUCCGUUCCCGUCUAUGGAAGUCAGUGCUUAGCGUGUUGUUUAACUGAUUCAUUUGACAUUAAAAAUACAUUUUUCACUUCAUGAGGACACCUUUUCGUGACUUUAGUUCAAAUGAUGUUACAUACACUGUAUUUCCUUUGGUUGGAGAGGCUCAUUGACGGUCUUGACUAAUCUGAGGGACUGAUCAAAAAGGAAAGGAAUUCAUCCGUCUGUAAGUGUUGCUUUUGUCCAUGUAUAUUUUGCGUGCAAGUUGUUUAUCAGUUGUUAAUCCGUAAUGAUAGAUGCAUUUGAAUGAACGGUGGUCUAACUCAACUUUUGAUUAUUAACAGUAUUUUAUGUAACUAGUUCAAUCUUUUUAUACAUAACAUAUAAGUACAUAUUUUGAGAAUAACACAUACUUUCCAUGUGGGUUGUGUGCUGUACGCUUGCUUUGUUAUAAGAAACGUUUAAUUGGGUUUUUGAUGGUUUUACUGGGUGUUUGCAUCAGCCUUGUUGAAUCCAUUGACUGUGACUGUUACAAUAUGAUAAACAUUUUUGUAAUACUCUUGCACAAAAGUAACUUUAAUAAAUAAAUCUACACAAAUGUGA